This is a messenger RNA of Ornithorhynchus anatinus (platypus), 3064 nucleotides long. RefSeq names its product complement C1s (gene C1S). Gene Ontology annotation, molecular function: calcium ion binding; serine-type endopeptidase activity. NCBI's taxonomy places the organism in Eukaryota, Metazoa, Chordata, Mammalia, Monotremata, Ornithorhynchidae. The coding region runs from base 236 to 2284 and encodes 682 amino acids. The transcript has 12 exons. Gene Ontology annotation, cellular component: extracellular region. Gene Ontology annotation, biological process: complement activation; proteolysis. The record is from RefSeq and is a predicted model, not a curated record.
UGAGCCCGGCCUCCCUCCCCAACCGCCCCCCACCGCCCCCCAUAUUCGACGGCCCGGCCCCUCGGGAGGCCCAGGGGUGGGAGCGAGAGGGGCCGACCCCCUCCUCCCCCUUCCCGCGCCCCCCAUUCGGCCUGGUCGGCUCUGGAAGACCGUUGCAGUCAAAGCCAUCCUCUCCCUCAGCUCCAAAGUCCAAAGGGGCAGGGCGGGCGCCCCAGGCUCCAUCGAGAUCUCGACCAUGUGGUGGUUCCUCGCCUCGGUCCUGGCCUGCGCCGAUGCCACGGCCAUGUACGGGGAGAUCCUGUCCCCCAGCUACCCCCAGGCAUACCCCAACGAGGCUGAAGAGGUCUGGGACGUCCAGGUGCCCGAGGGCUACGGCAUUCAUCUCUACUUCACCCACUUGGAUAUAGAGCCAUCCCAGGACUGCGAGUACGACUCUGUCAAGAUCCUGGUGAACGGCCUCGUGGAGGGCGUCCUCUGUGGGCGGAGGGGCAGCCAGCCCCCCGGCUCCACCGUCAUCGAGGAGUUCCACGUCCCCUACAACCACCUCCGGCUCGCCUUCCAGUCCGACUUCUCCAACGAGGAGCGCUUCACCGGCUUCGCAGCCUACUACGUGGCCGAGGACGUGAAUGAGUGCACAGAUUUGGCAGAGGCCCCAUGCAGCCAUUUCUGCAACAACUACAUCGGGGGCUUCUUCUGCUCUUGCCCCCCCGAGUACUUCCUCCACUCUGACAUGCGCAACUGCGGAGCGAACUGCAGCGGGGACGUGUUUACGGCUCUGAGAGGGGAGAUCAGCAGCCCGAACUAUCCGAGCCCGUACCCCGAGAACUCCCGCUGCGAAUACCGGGUCGCGCUGGAGAAGGGCUUCCAGGUGGUGGUGACCGUCAAGAAGGACGACUUCGAGGUGGAACCGGCCGACUCGGAAGGGAACUGUCCCGACAGCUUGAUUUUUUUGACCGGAAACGAGCAGUUCGGUCCCUUCUGUGGCAGCGGAUUUCCCGGCCCGUCGAAGAUCGAAACCCAGAGCCGGGAGCUCAGCAUCAUCUUCCAGACCGACCAAACGACCCAGCUGAAGGGCUGGAAGAUCCGGUACUAUGGAGACCCCAUAUCCUGCCCGAAGAGAUUUCCCACCAAUUCUGUCCAGGAGCCUCUGCGGAACAAGUACGCCUUCAAGGACGAGGUGAAGGUCACGUGUACGGAAGGAUUCGAGGUGGUGAAGGGGAAAACCAGCAUGACCUCGUUCUACGCUUCCUGUCAAAGCAAUGGGCAGUGGUCCAACUCCGACCUGCGAUGUCUCCCGGUGGACUGCGGCCCCCCCGUCGCCAUUCCCCACGGCAAGUCUGACCAUCCCAGGGACACCUCGUUUAGGGCUGUUACUCACUACUCUUGUGACGAGCCGUCUUACUACAUGAAAAAUGAGGGGAAAGGAGCCUAUCGCUGCGCAGCCAACGGGAGCUGGGUGAACGAUGUCCUCGGGGUCGAGCUGCCGGAGUGUGCCCCAGUGUGCGGCGAGCCCAGGGUGCCCAUCGAGGACGUGGAGCGGGUGUUCGGAGGGACCGAGGCCAAGAUCGGCAACUUCCCCUGGCAGAUCUUCUUCCAGCAGCCGCGGGCGGGGGGCGCUCUGGUGGCCGAGCGCUGGGUGCUCACGGCCGCCCACGUGGUGGAGGACACGGCCAGCCCCACCAUGUACGCCGGGGCCAUCUUGGUCGGCCACGCCGGGCUGCAGCGGGCCCAGGCCCUGGUGGCCGACGCCGUGUUCGUCCACCCGGGCUGGAAAAGGGUGUCGGACCCGACCCGGAGGACCGACUACGACAACGACAUCGCCCUGGUGAGGCUGAAGAACCCGGUGGAGAUGGGCCCCAACGUGGCUCCCGUCUGCCUGCCGGGUCCCGACUUCCACUUGUCCGACGGGACCCUGGGCUACGUCUCCGGGUGGGGCAAGAAGGAGGACCGCGACCACGUGUUCAAGCUGAGGAAGGCCAAGCUGCCCGUCGUGCCCAUGGACAGGUGCCGGCGGGUGAAGAGCAAGAAGGCGGACACGACGGCCUUCCGCUUCACGGAGAACAUGAUCUGCGCCGGGGAGAGGGGCGCCGACAGCUGCGACGGGGACAGCGGGGGAGCCUUCGUCGUGGACCUCGGGGAGGAGCGGCCCAAGUACUUCGCGGCCGGGCUGGUGUCCUGGGGGCCCGAGUGCGGGACCCACGGGCUCUACACGCGGGUGGCCAACUACCUCUCCUGGAUCGAGGAGACCAUGCGGGAGAACGACCAGCCUCCGUCCGAGGACUAGCUCCCCCGCCCCGGCCCCCCGCCCUCUCUUCCCGGGAGCCGACCGCGGGUCCGCUCCCGGACUCACCCCCGCCUCCCGGCACCCCCGUCCUCCCCCGCUACCCGCCAGACCGCUACCUUCCGGCCCUCCCGGAGCCCGCCGGCUCCCGGGGGACCGGGCGUAGCCGGGGCCGCCCUAAGUCCGCUAGGUCGGAGGGUCCCCUCCCUCCGUGUCCCGCUCCCCCUUGACUCCCGCCCCAGAGAGAAGGUCAGGAGGGAGGCGCCUUCCUCCUUCCCCCUUCCACUCCUCAACGGGAAGCCCCCCGCGUCCACCCGCCAGGCGUCAAGCGGGACCGCCUGCUAUAGGAGCUUGGAGGAUCGGUUGGUCCCCGGCCCACUGGCACCAGGGCGCGAAGGAUGGGUCGGUCCCGGGCACUGGAGCCGGAGGAGCAGUCGGGCCCUGGCACCGGAGCCCGGAGAACCCGUGGACCAUCGGCACCGGAGCGCGGAGGAUCAGUCGGUCCCUGGCGCCGGAGCACGGAGGAGCGGGGGACCGCUGGCAUGACGGCGUGGGGCAAGAUCGGACGCCAGGCGCCGGGGCGUGGAGGAGCCCUGGCACUGGAGCACGGAGGAGCAGUGGGGCCUGUGAAGGGGACUGUGGCCUCCCACUUGAUGUGAGGGGGAAGAAGGCAAGGACCCCCCCUCCCACCCUCUCCCCCCUUCAUUCCCUUGGGUCUCUGCACCGCCUCGUUCCCCAUCUCCAAGCCCAAUUCCGUCCCAAUAAAGCAUGAUCGCAGACCCC